AUGGCUCCCUCGAGAGGGCUGCGGCCCCUUCUGCGAACCCGCAUACCAGCACUCAAACCGCACGCUCGACGUUAUUCCGAAUUUGUAGCUGCAGCAACAGAUCCUUCCCAGAAAGCCCGAGUCUUUGUCUCCCAAAGCCAAGACCCAUACCUCAACCUCUCAAUUGAGCAUUAUCUGCUUCAGAGAACGCCCGGAGACUCCACAAUCCUCUUUCUCUACACGAAUAGUCCCUGUGUUGUGAUUGGCAGAAAUCAGAACCCAUGGAUUGAGGUCAAUCUUGGAGUUCUUCGCAACGAAGAAUUAGGAGUCAAACUCGUCCGACGCCGAUCAGGAGGAGGGACAGUGUUCCACGAUGAGGGGAAUAUGAACUACAGCGUUAUAUGCCCCCCGUCGGAAUUCAAUCGAGACAAGCAUGCAGAGAUGGUGGUCAGGGCCCUGAAGUCCUUGGGGACGGAGAAAGCCAGGGUCAACGAACGGCACGACAUCGUCGUGGACAAAGAGGACAAGGAAGGAGCUCUGAAACCGUUUAAGGUAUCUGGGUCAGCAUACAAACUUACGAGACUGAGGUCUUUGCACCAUGGAACAUGUUUGCUUUCGAGCCCCAAUCUUGAAUCCAUUUCGAAAUACCUCCGAGCUCCUGCGAAGCCAUUGAUCAAAGCAAGAGGGGUGGACAGUGUGAGCUCGCCAAUCGCGAACGUUGGUAUUGACAACUUUAAGUUCCAAGAGGCUGUGGCAUUCGAGUUCAGGUCCUUGUACGGCACCCUGAGUGAAGCGAGUGUGUGGAACAGGAGCAUAUUUUUCGUAGAUGAAAAAGCAAAAGAAGUCCCAGAGAUAGCCUAUGGGCUGGAGGAACUCAUGUCGGAGGAUUGGAUAUAUUGCCAGACACCUCAGUUCAAGUUCUCUACCAAAAACAUAACAGAGACAGACUCCGUACAAUCCAUACCGAGUUCCUGGCCACCCGCAUUGCGAGGGAUAGAAUUCACAGCCAAGCACGGAAAGUUCACAGAGGUAUCAGUCGACUACAACGAUAGGACAGCCAGCAGCGAGCAAAUCGAGUUGCCACUUCUGAAUAAAUUAGAAUUGCACAAGAUCACCGACUGGGAACAGCUUUUACCUCCAUUUCUCUUCACAGAUUCAGACCGCAAUGUGGCGGUGAGCCCUGGGAGGACGAUGAACCAGCUGUUUGGAAUGGGAAACUACGAACCGUCAGCAUAUGUCCGAGAAUAA
Molecule: messenger RNA, 1227 nt
Organism: Hyaloscypha bicolor E
Lineage: Eukaryota; Fungi; Ascomycota; Leotiomycetes; Helotiales; Hyaloscyphaceae
Exons: 4
Coding region: 1-1227 (408 amino acids)
Biological process (GO): protein lipoylation
Cellular component (GO): mitochondrion; cytoplasm
Molecular function (GO): lipoyltransferase activity
Source: RefSeq, a predicted model, not a curated record